Messenger RNA from Sphaeroforma arctica JP610, 290 nucleotides. RefSeq lists its product as hypothetical. The record is from RefSeq and is a predicted model, not a curated record. Gene Ontology annotation, molecular function: phosphatidylinositol-4,5-bisphosphate phospholipase C activity. The transcript has a single exon. The annotation marks the transcript as partial. Gene Ontology annotation, biological process: phosphatidylinositol-mediated signaling; lipid metabolic process. NCBI's taxonomy places the organism in Eukaryota, Ichthyosporea, Ichthyophonida.
GCCAGCACAUAAACCACCGCAGCACACCCACGACCUACUAACAGCUGCGCCUGUGUUCUUUUGCAGUGACAUGCGCUUCCAAAUGUCGUCGUUUGCCGAAGGUAGUGCCAAGAAGAAGUGCGACAAGGACGGUGUGGAGUAUGCGGAUUACAGCACACGGCAGAUAAGCAGGACGUAUCCCUCGGGCAAGCGCAUCGACUCAACCAACUACAACCCCAUUGCCAUGUGAGUUGGGGGUGGAGAUACAGAUACAGAUACGAAUACAGAUAUAGAUGUAUUACAGAUACAGA